UAUUGUUACUGCUAAUCUGCGCUCUUUCCACUGCUCAUUUUCAAGCAGAGUCUGACAAUGAAACUCUUUCACAUUUAAGGCAAAAUUCAUCAAAGGAAGAAGAAGGAGAAAACGCCAAACAAAACCCGUCCACGCAGGAUGUCAGUGUUGUGCUGCCAGAGAUUACAGCCUCAUUGGCCCGACUGAAGGUGGAAGUGAAGUACUUGCAGAGAGAUAAUGAAGCUAAGACAAGAGAACUGGAGGAGCUUAAGCAACAGCUGAAAGCACAAGUCAUGAAAACAAGUAAACUGGAGCAAAAGAACCAAGCACAAGAUGUAAAGAUGACAGAAAUGGAGCAACAGAACCAAGUUCAAGAAGACGAAUUGAUCACCAUUAAAGCCAGGGCAAAAAUCACUGAAAACCAAGUGCAUGCUCUGAAGAGGGAAGGAGAAGUGAAACGAGUGGCUUUCUCAGCAUCUUUAUUGGACUCGGGUUCAUACACUUUUGGACCAUUUAACACGUUUAGAACUCCGGUGUUCAGAAAUGUUGUUACAAACAUUGGAAAUGCCUACAAUCGAAACUCAGGGUUUUUUGUUGCACCAGUGAGAGGAGCCUACCACUUUGAGUUCUACGUAUUUGGACCAGGAAGUCCUUCACAUUCGGUAUCUGCAGUGUUGGUGAGGAAUGGACAGCAUAUUUUCAUUGCCACUGAAACCCAGCCUUCACAUGGAGUUACAGCUGGUAAUGCUGCCACGUUACUCUUAGAGGUUGGCGAUGUUGUGUUUAUACGUCAGUGGCAAAAUUCAAGGAUUCAUGACAGUCAGAAUCAUCAUAACACCUUCAGCGGUCACCUGCUUUUCACCAUGUGAGCACCAAACUAUGUUAUUUUCAACAAGCUCAGUAAUAUUGCAAAUUAUGAAGGGUGUUUUAUCUUGACAUUUAUUCUAAAGAAAAUUAUGUUGGUGAAUUCUUUUCUCUUCCUUGAGGUUAAAUAUGUGGGGAAAAAAAUACAGAAGUACUAAUUGUAAAGUAGUAACAAAUACUGGAAGCUCUUUGUGAAGUGUGUGAAAAUCCUCUAUAUGUAAAUGUGUCAACAAAAUAUCCACAAAAGUACUUUAAUAUAAAUGUCUGUUGACUCAUCUGUCAUAGUAGAACAUUUUUCCUUAACCUCCUUUAUAAUGUCCCUUCCCAACUUUUCAGUUAAACAUCCCAGAAUCUCAUUUCACGUGUUUUUGACAUAUACUAGAUAUGAUGCUGCAAAAUGUUUGCAAGUGAAUCCAAAAUGUACAUCUCUAAAUUCAGAAUGUUCGAAACUUUUUGCUGUUCCAUGAAGUAUUUUGGGUGACGCCUUUAAAUUCAGCCGUACUGUGGCAUCAUCUUCAUGUCUUGAUUUAUAUAUAUAUAAAAAAAACAUGUAUGUGUUUUUUGACAGUAUGAUCUAAACGUAAUAUUGUUUUAUUGAAAUAAAUAUGUGGA
This is a messenger RNA of Gambusia affinis (western mosquitofish), 1455 nucleotides long. Its product is annotated as complement C1q-like protein 4. Gene Ontology annotation, molecular function: protein binding. The coding region runs from base 273 to 848 and encodes 191 amino acids. NCBI's taxonomy places the organism in Eukaryota, Metazoa, Chordata, Actinopteri, Cyprinodontiformes, Poeciliidae. The transcript has 7 exons. The record is from RefSeq and is a predicted model, not a curated record.